Messenger RNA from Labrus mixtus (cuckoo wrasse), 2507 nucleotides. RefSeq names its product somatomedin-B and thrombospondin type-1 domain-containing protein. NCBI's taxonomy places the organism in Eukaryota, Metazoa, Chordata, Actinopteri, Labriformes, Labridae. The record is from RefSeq and is a predicted model, not a curated record. The coding region runs from base 579 to 1385 and encodes 268 amino acids. The transcript has 5 exons.
AGAGAGAGAGAGAGAGAGAGAGAGGGGAGAAAGAGGGAGAGAGGCAGUAAGCGAAUUAAAUAUGCUUUGCUGUUGUUUUGUAAGGUGGACCUUUGACACAUUUUGUCUUUUGAUUGUGUGUAUCUGUUGAUAACUGAUUAGUGAAAAAUGUGAAGACCAUGAAAAUGAAACAGGGAAAAUCUUAUACGGGCAUUUUACAGUAAAAUUCAGCAAGAAAUAAGUCAAAAAUUAAGUUUAUUACACUUUGUCAGCUAGAAUACUUUGUUCUGAUAGAUACCUCUGAUAACUGCUAAAUUGAAGGAAAACAAUACAGCAUUUGAACUUGACUGUGAAAUCAGCCCUUUACCUUCAGUGGUGAACUGUUCCUUUAAGAGAUGCAGAGUUGACACAUGGAUCAUUUCCGACUCAACGAGCAGUUUGACCUCACUGACCAAAGGCUGGGGUCUUUCAUCACACUUCUAAGGACGUGAACAGGUCAACAUUUUUUUUUAAACACAUAGACUGGAAUAAGUAACUUCAGCUUUAUAGCCUACAGCUGAAUUGAUCUCGUUGGAGUGCAUGAGGUCCAGUCCUUCGUGAUGACAGUGUGCAGGAGCAGCGGCUCUGUCACUUCUCUUUUUCUCGCAGUGGUUCUAUCCCUGGUGGCUCCGGGUCAGUCAGGAUGUCGGGAUGCGGGUCUGUGCUGCACCGGCCGGGACCCGUCCUGUGUCAGCAGAGGAUGGAGGUCUGACCGCUCCUACGGUACCUGCUACUGCGACCAGACCUGCGUGUUCACCAUGGACUGCUGCCACGACUAUGAGACAGCCUGCCCAGCUGUGUCCUGUGUGGUGAGUGAAUGGACGCAGUGGUCCGGCUGUGCUGAGCCGUGCAAGGCCACAGUCCGCAGGAGGAGCAGGACCAUCGUGCAGGAACCGCACAAUGCAGGCAAACCCUGUCCCCACCUGGAGGAACAUGCCGGCUGUGCAGAGUACUGGACUCACGAAGGACACUGUCAUAACUCCCUAGUCCCAGCUCUCAUUACCAGCGGUGGCUAUGGCAACGCCAGGAAGAAAAGAGACAUCCCUGACAGCAGUGCCAUCAUAGGGUACUGUGUCCAGUUUCAGUUGACCUCUCUGACAAAAGGAUGCCAGCAGAGUGCAGACCCGCACACACAGUGGAUGCAGAACCUCAGGGAGGGGCACCGCGUGUGUGUUGAGUGCCAGCCGCCCGCUCUCGCCGCUGGACAGACGCACUGUGCCGGAGACGGAGUGGAAGAGGAAGAGAGCAGGAGAUGGUCUCUCCAGUGGCAGGCGGUGGGAAACCCUCGAUGCAGGGGAGCGUGGAGGCGUGUGGGGAGGCUGGAGGCGUGCUCCUGUCCAACAGCCCACAGCUUCCUUUUCAUCUAACCUCCUCCCUUCUGUAAGCCUCCCUCCUGCACAUAUUGACUCUGACACGUGUACAAAGAACAACCUGCCUGCACAGGUUCAUAACAGCCAGAAUUACAAACCUGUUCAGUUUAAUGAGGCUGAAUGUAGGCUAAGGAAAAUACUAUUUCUUACUCAGAAUAUAUCCAACUUACUUGCAUCAUACCAUACAACAAACAAAAAAAUUGAAUAUUUUUGCAUUAAAACAGCAGAUAAAGAAUAAAACAAUAAAAUGACAGUCAGAAAUUCCUAAGCAAAAUGUAAAGUGAUCUGGUUUAUUUAAUUUUGAGUCAUCCAAGGGAAAUUUUGCUUUCUUAAGAAAUAGAAAUAUCUUGAGACAUUGAGACACUUUUUUUUUUUUUUUUCACAUGACAAGUACUGGCUCUACUGGUGUAAAUCACAACCAGUCACAAUGCCAAAGUUACAACAUGCACUGAACAACAGAACAGUUAUACAGAAACAAUAGCAUAGAAAGUCAACAGGUAAAAAUUAGUUGUUGUUUUUUUGUUUUUUGUUUUUUACAAAACAGACAGCCUCGGGACCUACAAACAACAUUGUAUAAGAGCUGGCUAUAGGGUCGUUCAAAUAUCUUUUUUUCAAUUUCCCUGGAAACAGUGUACUUUAGAAAGACUGAUGGCUUAGGCAAGGUUGGGGUCAAUUCCACUGAGAGCUUGAAACGUAGAAAAAAUAUAGUUUGUUAUUAAUUGGUACUAGUUUUAAUUCAUCUCAUGCUAUGAUACUCGUACCUUUUUAUAGUAUCUUGUGUGAUGUGUAGUUACUCCAUCAAGGCAUCCUGAAUGGACCCCAACCCUAUAAUACAGUAUUAGAUUCAGAAAUUGUGAAAGGGCUACUUGCUUAUGCAGUUGUUCUCACUGGGUUUUGGAAACUACCACAUGUUCUUAAAGGGAGUUCUGUGGGGUUAGACCAAAAAAUAAAAAAUACUUCAACCUCUUUGAAGAUAAAUUUAGCAGCCAGCACGACAACAAAUUCUAUUUUAGGGUUUCAGCUAUGCAUUAACUGUACAGUUGGGAGUCUUGUAGUACAAAUGUUUGAGAAUCUGUGCUCUUCAUCUUGAAUUGUAUCAAUAAAAGAGAAAUAUAACAA